AUGGCUGAAGCUGCACUUAAAGGUGUGCUUGGAAAGUUGAGCUCUUUCAUUGAAAAAGAGGUAGGACUACUUCUGUUUUUUGAUCAAGACAUGAAAAGGCUUGCCAGCUUACUCACUGCUGUCAAGGCUACGCUUGAAGAUGCGGAGGAGAAACAAUUCUCAGACAGAUCUAUAAAGGAUUGGCUGCAGAAGCUGAUACAUGUAGCUCAUGACCUUGAUGACAUCUUGGACGAGUAUGCCUAUGAAGAAUUGCGGGUGGAAUAUGAAGGAGUCAACUGUUGUCCAUUAGUAAUGGUACAUAGCUCUUGCUUAUCCUCUUUUCAUCCUAUCCAUGUUUAUUCCUGUUACAAGAUUGCUAAGAAAAUGAAAAGCAUAAGCGGGAGAUUAGAUGAAAUUGCUAAAGAAAGGAAGAACUUUCAUUUGAAUGAGACCCCUCGAGAGAAAAUAAGUGAAUUUGAGUGGCGCCAAACCGGCUCUUUCAUCACUGAACCGCGGGAUCAUGGAAGAGAUAAAGAUACAAAAACAAUUCUAGACUCUUUGAUUGGUGAUGCUGAUGCUUCUCACUGUGAAGAUUUGUCAGUUUAUCCAAUUGUAGGUAUAGGCGGACUUGGAAAAACAACACUUGCGCAACUAAUCUUCAAUCAUGAGAAGGUAGUCAACCACUUUGAAGAAAGAAUUUGGGUAUGCGUGUCCGAAGAUUUCAGUUUGAGGAGAAUGACAAAAGCUAUCAUUGAAGCAGCUGGUCAUGACUGUAAAUAUUUAGAUUUAGAACCAUUACAAAGAAGACUUCGAGAUCUGCUUCAAAGAAAAAGGUUUUUGCUUGUUUUGGAUGAUGUGUGGGACGAUGACCAAGAGCAUUGGCAGAGGUUGAAAUCUGUACUGACUUGUGGGGCAAAGGGUGCUUCCGUCCUGGUUACUACUCGUCUUCCAAAGGUUGCAUUAAUCAUGGGAACAAUGCCUCCUCAUGAACUAUCAGUGUUAUCUGAAAAUUAUUGUUGGGAAUUGUUUAAAACCCGAGCGUUUGGACCAAAUGAGGUAGAACAGGAAGAGCUUGUGGUUAUAGGAAAGGAUAUAGUAAAGAAAUGUGGUGGAGUCCCUCUUGCAGCAACAGCACUGGGAGGUCUUUUACGCUUUAAAAGAGAGGUAAAAGAGUGGGUCUUUGUUAAGGAGAGCAACAUGUGGAAUUUAACACACGAUGACAACUCUGUAAUGUCAGCCCUGAGGUUAAGUUACUUGAACUUACCAAUAAAGUUCAGACAAUGUUUUGCUUACUGUGCAAUAUUUCCCAAAGGUGAAAGAAUACGGAAGAAAUAUUUAAUAGAACUUUGGAUAGCUAAUGGAUUUAUUUCAUCCAAUGAAGUACUAGAUGCUGAAGACGUUGGUGAUAGUGUAUGGAAUGAAUUAUAUCUGAGAUCAUUUUUUCAAGAUAUUGAGAUAGAUGAAUUUAACAAAAUUACGAGUUUCAAGAUGCAUGAUCUUGUUCAUGAUCUUGCACAAUUUGUUGCACAAGAUAUUUGUUGCAUUACAAAUGACCAUGACGUAACUACUUUGCCCGAAAGAAUCCACCAUCUCUCAGAUCACAGAUGGAAGUGGAAUUCAUCCGCGGAAACCAUUAAUCCAGUUCUGUUGCAUAAAGUCAAGUCUCUAAGGACCUAUAGAGAAAGCUCUAAUACUGGAAAACUUUGUCCUUCUGAAUUGAAAUGUUGUUCUUUGCGGGUACUUCACAUGGCAAAACUUGGGAAAGAACUGUCAACUUCAAUUGGUCAUUUAAAACAGCUAAGGUACUUGAACCUUUCUAAAGGUGACUUCAAAACUCUCCCAGAAUCACUAUGUACAUUAUGGAAUUUGCAGAUAUUGAAAUUAGACUAUUGUAUAUAUCUGGAAAAGUUGCCUAUCAGUUUGGUACAUUUGAAAGGUCUACAACAACUGUCUUUCAAAUGUUGUGGGUCACUGUCAAGCUUGCCUCCUCAGAUUGGAAAGUUGAAUUGUCUAAGAAUUUUAAGCUCGUUCUUUGUUGGAAAGGAAAGAGGAUUCCAUUUGGAAGAACUGGGACAACUGAAGCUUAAAGGAUCUCUCUGUAUCAAACAUUUGGCAAAAGUAAAAAGUGUAGAGGAUGCCAAAGAUGCCAACAUGUCAAGUAAGCAGCUGAAGGAGUUAUGGUUGUCAUGGGACAGAAAUGAAGAGUUGGAAUUACAAGAAAAUGUUGAGGAGAUUCUUGAACUGCUUCAGCCUGAUACCCAACAGCUUCAGAAGUUGAGCGUAGAAGGAUAUAAUGGUGCCCGUUUCCCCCAAUGGAUCUCUAGUCUUUAUCUCAAAUUUGUAACUUUCAUAAAGCUAAAGGACUGCGAAAGAUGUUCACAACUUCCAGCUUUGGGGAAACUACCUUCUCUAAAGACUCUACACAUAGACAACAUGAUUAAUGUAAAAUAUGUAUACGAGGAGUGUUACAAUGGUGGAGUAGUUUUCCAGGCUCUACAACAUCUGACACUCUUGAAUCUGCCAAAUCUAAUAACAUUAUCAAGGGAGGAUGGGGAAAACAUGUUCCCGCGGGUUUCCAUACUUGAAAUUGGAUCAUGUCCUAAAUUCUUGGCAGAGGAAGUAUUACUGCAAGGAUUUCAGUCUCUCAGGAAAUUAGAUAUUAGAGGGUGUGAUAAGUUCAAUGUGUCAGCAGGUUUCCAAUUCCUAAUGUGUCUUCAGGAUUUGACUAUUGGCGGAUGCAGAGAGGUGGAGGGCUUACAUGAGGCUUUACAGCGUAUGAUUAUCCUGAAGAAGUUAAUGUUAGAGAAUCUUCCAAAUCUAGAAUCCUUGCCUGACUGUUUUGGAAACCUCCCCUUACUAGACAGUUUAUAUAUUUUUAACUGUCCAAAGUUAAGGUGUCUUCCAGCAAGUCUAAGCAUUAGCCGUCUAGAAAGGUUGUGGAUCUGGGGUUGCCCUCCUGAGUUUGCAACUAGAUAUGAGAGGGAAACAGGAGAGGACUGGCCAAAAAUAGCUCACAUUCCCCAUGUUGAGUUCCGUGUUUUGAUUGGUGUAAUGACUGUGCAGAAAUCUGGCUACAUUGAGAUCGGUAAUUACAGGUUUCCCGCAAGCUGGUUGUUUGGAGAUUCUGGUGUUUCUGCCUCUUACUCGGGCUCACAAUGA
Messenger RNA from Sphenostylis stenocarpa, 3138 nucleotides. NCBI's taxonomy places the organism in Eukaryota, Viridiplantae, Streptophyta, Magnoliopsida, Fabales, Fabaceae. The record is from the annotation of a GenBank genome assembly.